This is a messenger RNA of Wyeomyia smithii (pitcher-plant mosquito), 6924 nucleotides long. Its product is annotated as protein pangolin, isoforms A/H/I/S-like. The record is from RefSeq and is a predicted model, not a curated record. Gene Ontology annotation, biological process: canonical Wnt signaling pathway; regulation of transcription by RNA polymerase II. The coding region runs from base 663 to 1994 and encodes 443 amino acids. Lineage: Eukaryota; Metazoa; Arthropoda; Insecta; Diptera; Culicidae. The transcript is spliced from 2 exons. Gene Ontology annotation, molecular function: RNA polymerase II cis-regulatory region sequence-specific DNA binding; DNA-binding transcription factor activity, RNA polymerase II-specific. Gene Ontology annotation, cellular component: beta-catenin-TCF complex.
CGACAUCUCAAACCGAAUGAAACAAAGUAUAGUGUGUUUUUGAUUACGAUGUAAAGCAAAACCCCAAGUUACCGGACGGAUAAUGUUGCAUAUUCUCUUAGAAGCAACUAUCGACGUAGCGAGGCAGUAUCAACAUAUUUCAACAUCUGCAAUGUCCUAGGAAAAAAAUCGAAUAGUUGGGUGGGAGAAAGUACAUAGUGCAAUGUUCGUAACCAAGUUCUAGUCAUCUUCGCCAAGCAUCGUGACGACGGUACAGCAGGCAGCAAGGAGAGAAUUAUACACAAAUAUUUAUUUAGUUCUAAGAGAAGGAAGAGAAGUGUAGCUCGGCGAAUUUCUCGCGGAAACAAGGAAUAUACCCGACCAGUGUGUGCACUGUAAUGCAUUUUAGUUCGGUUGUCGUGUGUGGGAGAAGGAAAGUCAUUUGCCAUAGUGUGCCAUAAAUAAUAGAGAUGCAAAAUUUAUAUUUCCAUUCUCCUUGGGGUGGAUAAAGUGACGAAGAAAAUUUUUCACACCGCCAAAGUGAAAGAAGAGUUACUGUUCUGUCUGUGUGCACUGAAUUAUUCGCUUUUCGAAUGGGUCGACUGGGUGGUACUGGAUUGGUUUAUGCUUAGCUGUGUAAAUUGAAUUUUCACGCAUGGUUUAGUGCUGUUGAUGGCAGAAGCAUGCCAAACACAAACGAAAACUCUCAUUCCGGUUCAACCGGUGACGAUCUCGGUAGUACGGAUGAGGUGAAAGUGUUCAAAGACGAAGGAGACCGGGAGGAUGAGAAAGCAUCGUCGGAGAACCUGCUAGAAGAGAAGUUCAAUUUGAUUGAUCUAACGGAAAGUGCCGAAAAUUUGGUUAAAAAUUCCUCCCGCCAAGACUUGAGCCCGCCGUACGCUGGUGGGGGCAGCGGUGGAAGUAGCGCCGGUAAGCUAAACUCUCCGGACCACUCGCCAGGAUUCAACAUGGGAUACCUGCCGCCUUAUCAGUAUUCAAGUGGAACGGCCAGUGCAAUUCAGGGGUCGAUGAGCAAAAUUGGCCUGUCACAGUUUUUUUGCAAUGAAGAUCCACUUUCCAACCCGCCACCAGCUCAUUGUGGAAUCAUUCCUUACCAACUGGAUUCCAAAGCGAUUGGCCUUACCGCACGACAAUCGCUGUAUUCUUUUUCCACCAGCCAGUAUCCUUAUCCGAUUCUUUCCUCCAACAUGCUCCCGGUACCACCGUCAUGGCAUACUCCGUCGAUGUAUUCGACUGCCCCCAGUUUCCGAAAUUCCUACCCAUCCUCUUUACAGAUAUACACCACCCUGGCAAGUGAUCUGUAUUCGCGCUAUCAAUCUUCCUCACUGCUAAAUUCCGUGCAUCCGCACAACGUACUUAGUCAGGUAAAACAAGAAGUGUCGGCGGCGCAGGAAGCGUCGCACAACUACAGCGUACGGCAGGCACAUCAACAUGGUCAAGGUGGUAACAAAUCUACGGAUCUACCGCAGGAACUAACGAACCGCUACUCUCGGCCCUCGAACAGUAGCAGUGCAGGUGGCAGCAGUACUAGCUCCAGCAGUGGUGGUACCAAGAAGAAAGGCUCUGCAACCGCCAACCAGCAGCAACAGCAGAACCAUAAACCACAUAUCAAAAAACCUCUGAAUGCAUUUAUGCUCUACAUGAAGGAGAUGCGAGCAAAAGUGGUGGCCGAGUGCACCCUGAAGGAGUCCGCGGCGAUCAACCAGAUUCUCGGUCGGAAGUGGCACUCGCUUUCCCGGGAGGAACAGAGUGUAUACUACGACAAAGCACGCCAGGAGCGGCAACUACACAUGGAAAUGUACCCCGGCUGGACGGCACGGGACAAUUACGGCUACGGUGCGAAAAAGAAGCGGAAAGCGAAAAAGAAAGAUCAACUGGGUUCGGAGGCGGCAAGCAGGCGAAAGAAAAUUUGUAUACGAAACGAUGAAUCCGACAACUACGACGGUUCACGUAUGUCCGACGAGUUUAUGGGCAAUUACGGGACCGUGGUGUAAUAUUGAACCGUGCAUCGUAACCAGAGCUCAAACAUAAACUGCAAACAAUCCCACGCUUACAAGACUUAAACCCACAGAAACACGAACUCAACCUUCACCCCCGUUAUCAAAGAACCAGCAACAGGAGAAGAAAAUUAAAACUAAACCCAGCCUAAGUCCGAGAGCUAGAUGCAUACGAUGUACUACUAUAUAGCGAUCCAAAUCUCAAAUCGUUACUUCUUAUUUUAGCUAAUUUAAUACUAAUUUGAUUUCAAACCAGUGCGGAAUGGAACUUCCGUGCCGGUGCGCACGAAAGAAAGGCACAACUGCCGCAAGCUUUAAGAAUUUCUGUUCUAAGAAAUAAUCAUUAACCUCCCCUCCACCCGGUGGCAUUUUGUCGCUUCGCACGCACGAGGGGAAGUUAUAGUGUACUUAAUCAUCAACUGCUCGUUUAGACCGUACUAUACCAAUUACAUUUGCAAUUUGAUGAGCGAACAAAAUUUGAAAGCACUCUUUCUCUCUCUCUAGAGCAACUGCACCGGAACCGGAGAAGUAAAAGAAAACAGCGACUUUUUUCCCGCCCGUAGUUUAGGGUCGGGGUACAAUGUGACGAAAUACUUAGUAGGUAAAAAAUAACAAUCUGUGGUGUUUUUAAAGUAAUUUAAAGUGAAACCGGUGACGAAGAAACGAGAAUGAUAAGAAUGAGUAUGACAAGUCUUUGUGAGUAAGUUUAGAAAUGAAACCAAAAAGGUAUAUAGAUAUAGGUAUAUUAAGUAUUUAGAGGAUAACCAUUUAACUAUCGUGUAAGUCAGUGUUAGUAGUAACAUAAACAAAGGAAAGGCGCAGAUGUUCAGCAAUAAUACCGUCAUUGGAGGGAAUGAUAAUUAUUGUUAACAAUGAAACAGAACAUGAGUACGAAACAGGGAAAAUUGCGCGAGAUUCUAGGGUCGAACGCGGGAAGUUUCGAAAGGCAAUUCGUUUCCGGCAAGACAAUUGGGAUCUCUUUCCAGGCGGGCGAAUGGGAAGCACUAGUGUGUAAGACAGAGGGUAAAGUUUUAAAAUUGCCACCCGAUGGCACGGGCACGGGGUGCCACCCGAUGGCACGGGCACGGGGGAACAAAUUGUUUUACUUAUUUUCAGGAAGUUUAUAAUCUUCCUUCACCAACGAGCUUAUAGGAAAAUUAUGGUAGUACUUGAGCGGAAAUGAAUUGUUAUUAUAUCACUCUUGAACGCAUUAGACUUAGAGAGCUCGCUUAUUUAAAUGCUUCUCUUUUUUGAUUUUUUUAAAUUUCUGGUGAAACGCUUUGACGGGUUGUUAAGGUAGAAAAAUAGCGAAGGACUUUAAUUUACGCUAAUUCUUCGACUGAAAACGCGCAGAUAUCGUUUACCAUCUUUCUACAUUUUAAUGAUUCUAAUUAGUCGACCACAAACCAUCAACGUUAGCUAGAAGAACGCUCAUUUGCCUGUUACUUACUGCUGCUGCUGCUGUUGCUACUGCUUCCGCCGAAAACAAUUUGAUUGAGAUGUUUUAAUGUAAUGAUGUCCUUUUCGUUCCAACAUUGUACCAGCUUGUUUGGCCUAGCGUUGUCCUCGGUUGGCUGUGGUUCCGUGCCAACCGUACACCCCAAAUGUUUUCACUCCUUGAUCUGACAUUUUGAGCACCUUUCUCAACCCCACGUCAACGUCGACCUACACCGCGUGCCUGGGAAAUGAUUAUUAAUACAUCAGCGUAGGGAUGAAAUGCGAAAUCAGCAGCAACCACGCUUGAAAGAUAUAAUUUGGUUUAAAUCGGAUCGAAGUUUCCCCCUCUGCUGCUGUUGUUCUCUGUCGCUUCGCGCUCCUCCCCCAUUUCUGCGUCCCCUUUAUAAUUUGAACUCGAUAAUCCUGAUAACCUUCAGGAGCAGAAACACAGCCAUAUCAACGCUGCCGGCCGUGCGUCGUUAACAGCCAGAGCACCGCUGUCGGCAUCUCGUUGUCGUGAGCGAAAAUCUCUAAUUACCGAGGAAAGGAGUCCCUCGGCUGCUCGUGCGGUGACUGACUGGUUUUUGUUUUUUUUUUUCGAUGUAGCUACAAGGAGGAUUUACUGCUUAUGACAGCGUGUUCUAUAAACGUAUAUAAUUUGUGUUGUUUGCUGAUUUUUGCGUUCUUUUCAGCAAUUGUACUGAUUGAAAUUUUCUUGGAAACAGUUCUUUGUUUUAUCACCUAGUAAUUAAAAGUUUUCAAUGAGAGAAAGUAGCCCCUAUCAUCGAAUGCAUAAUUAUAAUGCAUCAGGCAAUGUAUUGUCGUACUUCCGGUUUUUCGACAAUUGAAGAUCUGCGUUUGCAUGCAAAAAAAAACUCACCCGGAAAUGGGAGCGAUGAUUGUCUCUUUUGUUAUCGUACUUUUGUCGCUCCGCUUGCAAGGAGCACGUUCAUUUACUGCUUCGAUCCUUUGGAAAAUCCGAAAUGACUGGGGCAGAAGGGACAGCAAGAAAACCGCUUCAUAUGUUUCGAAUGAAUAAUUUUAAUCUUCUAAAUUAGAAUUGAGGGGAGAACUAACUCUCUUUUCCAACCCACGUUACGGCAAACGCCAACCAGGGCUUCCGUAUGUACCUACCAUUGCAAUAUGUAUACAGCACGAGCGAAUGAUACUUGUGGAUGCUAUAUUUUCCUGCUAUCGCUGCUACACCACUGCCGCAGCAUCUUCUUAUGAAAGAGCAUCAUGUCGAUGUGCGGUGUUCGUGAUUGUGUGCGAUGAAUGCUACAAAAGAAACGAGAAUGCUAUUUGCAUUCAGUCAGUUGGUCACACAGUGGGUCACUGCUGGGACGAAUUGGAGGAGGAAGUUUGGCGGUUUUUUAUUCUCCAAAAGUUAUCUUCAAAUUAAAGAUUUUUUUGUUUUCAAACUUUGUGAGCGGAUCAGUUAUCUCAAUAUACUUUAGUUUUAGAUUCUACAGAAUAAUAGAAUGUUAACUGAUGUCGUGGGAUUUGGAAAGCAAAUCUAUCAACAAAAAAUUGAUUUGGAAGCUGCCACAAUCUUACCGUUUUCGGGAUGAUCGGUCACAUUUCCAACGUAACUUUUCAGAUGAUGGACAGUUAUUAGAUUUAUUCCAUUCCCAAAAUAGUAUAAAAGUUUUCUACUUUACCGAAAGGUCUUGAAUUUCCUCAUCUACGUACUAUACUCUCUUCCCAUUAGCAACAACGUGAAAGCUCUUCCGCCAUAAGAAUAAUUGUCUGCCUCAAAAUAAGUUCUGUCAUAUUUUUUUCGUCAUGGGCAUACUUUUGCUAGAAACAGGGCUAAAAAUUUUCACCCCUUCUGCUCGAAAGUGAAAAAUGGUAACAACUUAGCAACGAAUAGUUACCAUGACAAGGGAAUAUUUCACUAUCAUGCAAUGCUCAUUCUCUCUUUGUUUUUUCAUUAACCGUAAGAAAAAAGAAAGUCACUGUGGAAACUUGUUCGUUUUUUUUUUCAAUUUUAGCGUUUCGAAACGCUUUCGGUUCUUAUUUUCGCCGGUGAAGAUUAUUUGGUUGAAUUUUCAGCAAAGUUUAUUGCAUGACCGUGAACGAUGCGCGUGAAAUAUUUCAUCAGAGUAUGACAGCUUGUUACGAGAAUAAACAUCUAUUAUGUCUGAAACAGUGCUGCGUUCAUUAGAAAUGAAAAUUAAAAAAGAUUGGUUGUCAUUUUCGAAAAACUUUGCUGACUAGGAACGACAUUGUAAGAAAUUCAAGGUUUUCACUAUUCCACGUAAGCUGCGAUGGUGAAUCUAAGAUUGACAAUGAGUAAAACCUGCUCGCAUAGAAUGGGUUUUUACUUUUUCUUUUGACGAAGUAAUUAAAAAACGUAUCUAUUAAAGAAUGAGUUAAAGAAUUUGAGCACAUAGAAUUAAUUGGACUAUAAAGCUCGAUCCAUUUAAUGGUGGUCGCACAAAAUGGGACACAUCUUCCUCGAAAAAACACGUAAAAAAAUCUUGAGAUAUCAUUUUGCAACAAAUUUUUCGACCUUUGAAUGAAAAAUACAGAAAAAAAUCGUCUGAGUUUCGGAUGAAUUCUCCAUCAGCUGUUUCAUAUCGUUCUGCUACUUUUUCUCAACUUACUCUUGAUUAUCGCCCAACAUUUUUCAAUUGGACGAAAAUCUAGGCAAUUUCAUUUUCCUUGUUCCAAUCCAUGAUUUCCCGACUGUAAUGGCAGCUGGCCAAAUCAGGCCAGAACUUCACCGGGCUCCGAUUCUAGAGCCACUCUUCCAAUCAUUCAUGGUUGGUCUGGAGAUGAAAAUCUUGUUUUUUUUUUGCCACAGCUACAGAUCCCCUGCCGCACCAUCAGCUUCCGAACGGUACUUGUCAGCAAACACAAAUUCAAACCGCUUGGAAACAUCACCCUUGCGCUUGAACUUAUAGAAUUUUUGUCCUGGGAAGUUGCGCAAAAUCCAUUCUUACAUAUGUUUCAUCGUCCAUUAAAAUGCAGCCGUCGAGUUUGAUUUAGACUUUCUCAUACAGUAUCCUAGCGCGGCGUUUUGCAACGAGAUUCUGUUUGAGGGUCCUGUUGGAGUGCUUGCUGGCGUGGAACGACCGUAGACGUUUACGCCGACAGAUUCGUCGAACAGUGAUUCGUCGUACGGUGCCGACAACUUCUUAGCCAAAUCGCGCAUGGUGAUUCCAGACGUCCGAACUGCUCUGCAGACUUUCAAUCGUAGCUGCUUGUCAAUCGUUCCAUUUCUGCGGUUGCUAUGAUCAGCGCGAUUCAGCGUUAGAAUUUCAUUGAAUCGUUGCAGCACGCAUUUCAACGUGAGUCUGCAAAAUUCUCUCACGUCUUUUACGUUCAAUCGUCGAAAAUUUUUGCUCCUCUGACUCGAGUUUUAUGAAACUUUCACCACUAUGUAAAAAAACCACUCUCUGAACCGACCUUGUAAAAAUCUUGCCUCUCGUGGCGAUACCCGUCCUCCAGAUUACACGCUCAAUGGUGAUAUUGAACAGCUAAC